GCAGCGCGCACCCCUGUGAACUCCACGUGGCGGCCACGCGGCGACGCGAGCAUCCCCCUUCCCUUGCCCCUCGCGCGCGCGUGCGGCAGCGGCGGAGCCCAGGACUGGCACGCGCGCGCGCGCUCGCGCAGGUUUUGCAGGCACGGCGGCGGGCACGCGCCGGGGGCGGCGGCGGACGGGGAGCGAGCCGACACCGACGACACCGACUCGCAGCUCUCCUUCAGCAACGCCAGCUCCCCCUCGCAGGACGUGGGAGACUCGCGCGACUCUGAGGCGCACGAGGGCGACGGCGGCGGCGGCGGCGGGGGCGGGGGAGGCGCUGCCGAGGCGCUGACCGGCCGCGGCCCUUGCAAGAUCUCCAGGCAGUUAGUACAAGAUACUCUCCUAGACGAGGGCUUGAGAGUUGUCAAGGAAAUGGUGGCAAGCCAGGAUGAAAUUAGCGACAGAGAAAAAUCCGUACUAAGACGCUCAUCCUGUGACUCUCAUCAAGAGAACAAAGUACAGGUCAUUGCAUCCAGUGGAGGCAACAUCAUUGCAGUGGCUAAUCCUGCACUGUCCAUGUCACCUGCUAUCGCUUCUGAAAGUGUUGACAGAUCUUUUCCAACAUUCCUUCAAGGAGGAUCUUCUCUGGUGCUGAAACAAGAAGUAGUAUCACCAGUUCCAUCACCUGCUGUGCCAAAUACCAAAACAGAGUGACCCGACUUCUAUUAAUUUGUGUAGCAUUAUUCCCAUAAGGCUGUGAGAAUUCACUGUAAUGUUCCUGAGAUCAAAAUCACAUUUUGUGGUGCUUCAAAGUUUCUGUAAAUGAUGAACUUGAUACAAUUGAUUGCAUAAUACAUUUUUCAUGACUCAAACUAGCUUUUCCUUUCUAAUUUCAUAAUUAUUGGACAAUGCAGAUAAUCUUUGAUUCAUUGCAUUUAGUUUUGAAAAUCUUCUUGAUCAAGAACCAUUGUUUUCCUUGAAUGUGCUCUCAGAUCCUUAAAAUAUGUAUUUUAAGCACACAAUUUUGUGAUAAUCAUCACUUCAUCAAAGAUAUUAUUUUUACAUUUAUAAACAGACUGAUUCUCACUCAAUUUAAUCAAUAUUGCAAUAAUUGGAGUGUUUUUGCUGUUUGUCUUCUGAUACAACAGAAGAUUCCGACAGUCUAAUUGACAUAUUUCUUCAUUUUGUAACCAAGAAGCAACAUUUCUUUUGAAAAAUUGAUGUCUUUCAUACUACCUCUGGUAAAGCUACAAAGAUAACUGUGAUAUUUUUGUCACUGACAUAAAGAUCCACUGGUGCUGUCGUCAAAAUGUCUUUGUGACAAUUGUGCAGGUGGUGUAGAGAACUUCCUAAUCCAACCUGUGCCAUGAAAUAGUAAUACUGUAUAUAGAUCAGAUUUAUAUGCAGAGGUAUGAUGUUAGAAUAAGUGCCCUAGAUAGUGUUAAUAUUGAAAUAUCUAAUAUUCCAAUGAAAGGGCAAACGAUGCACUUAUCAGUAUUAAUUGUAAUAUUGUGAAUUGAAAAUUAUGUAAAUAAUUAUUUUUGUUUCUAAGUUAUUGUGUUCACUGUUCUGUCAUCUGUUGUAAAAUAUUCCUUAACACUAAAAGUUUUUUAUUGUAAAUCAAUGCCAUACCUACAAGAAUAAAACAUACAGUAAUAAGGAUUGCCUAUUCAAUAAAAUUGUUUCAGCUUAAUGCAAUUUCAACUCAAGAAAUAGUAAUGUCAUAAAUUAAAAAAACUACUUUGGUGCUUGACCUAUAUUUUUAAAUAAUUUACAUGUAUUAUAAAUAUUACAUCCUCAAUUGAAAAUGUAUUGCAAUCCUGCAAUUAAGUCUUUAUAAAGAUACAGGUGUUCGUGGUCCCUGAUAAUGAAAAGGUACUCUUUACAAAAACAUCUCUCUUUAGUGAACAUCACUAGCACCAUAAAAUAAUAGAAUUUUCUCACAAAAUGAAUAUUGAACAAUCAAUCUGUUUGUUUCAGUUGGUAUAGCAGUAGUCUCCUACAAUACACCUAAAUUAUUGAAGAAAGAUAAAUUUUAAUGAUAAUGAUUUAAAUUUUAAAGAUAAAUAAUAUUUUGCUUGAAUUGAACAACUUUGCUUAACAUAGCAUAUGUCCUAUUUCUAUUAAAUCUUGGAAAAUUUGAAAAAUGGCAAAAGUUAAAAUAUGUUCAACUGCAUUAUCAAUGCUAGGUAUUUCUUUCUUAAUACAAUCUGUUCCUCAUUAUUAGAUCAUUUUGCCAAUUCAUGGACAUUACAAAAAAAAAACAACAACA
This is a messenger RNA of Gryllus bimaculatus (two-spotted cricket), 2254 nucleotides long. NCBI's taxonomy places the organism in Eukaryota, Metazoa, Arthropoda, Insecta, Orthoptera, Gryllidae. The record is from the annotation of a GenBank genome assembly.